AUCGAGGUCACAAUGUGUCAUCUUCACCACCGUUCGUUGCGUAUGGACAUCCUGUCUCCCGCCCCUAAUCUCCCAUCGUGUGCAAACCACCAACUUCCAUUCUAAAGUCUCCACCGAAACUUCCAUCAUUUCCUCUUUUAAACCCUCAAAACCCCAUUCUUUUCUCCACUCUUCACUUUCUUCAAUCACACAAUCAACAAUGGCAUCUAUGCCUUGCUCUUUAAACUUCACUUCCCCAUUUUUCAAUUUCUCUAAAUCCAACCGAACCCAGUUCCCUUCUUGUCUCUCUGUUUCUUGCUUUGGAACUAGUUCUGUCCAAUCUCUUUUAGGCUCAUCAAGUUCAGGGCUUUUCCAACAUGGGUUUGCUCUUAAAGCUGGAAUCUUUUCUGGGUUUUCGUCUGAUUCUCGUUCUGAAUUUGGGGUUUUUGCUACAGCUGCCACUGGAAAGACUAUUUAUGAUUUUACUGUAAAGGAUAUCGAUCGAAAGGAUGUUCCUCUUUCCAAAUUCAAGGGAAAGGUUCUACUUAUCGUCAAUGUUGCAUCGCAAUGUGGUUUGACUUCAUCUAACUACUCCGAGCUCACUCAAAUAUAUAACAAGUACAAAGAUCAAGGACUUGAAAUAUUGGCAUUCCCUUGCAAUCAGUUCGGGUUCCAAGAACCCGGGUCAAAUGAUCAGAUUAAAAAUUUUGCUUGUACAAGGUUCAAAGCCGAAUUCCCGAUCUUUGACAAGAUUGAUGUGAAUGGCCCGUUUACUGCCCCGAUUUAUCAAUUUCUCAAGUCGAACAGCGGAGGGUUCUUGGGCGAUUUGGUGAAGUGGAAUUUUGAGAAGUUUUUAGUAGAUAAAAAUGGGAAAGUCGUUGAAAGAUAUCCUCCUACUACUUCCCCUCUUCAGAUCGAGAAGGACGUAAAGAAACUUCUUGCUGCAUAGUGUGAUUACAUGUUCAACGUCCCAGAAACCUCACUAUAUCACAAACUAUACGAGUUUACGUUUUACAUUUGUCAUCAAAUGAUUCAUCUCUUUCGUUAUUGUGACAGAAAGCGAAAUAGUAUGCAUAGCCCGAAACCAUAGAUUCGGUUUACCUGUAUCUAUCUGUGUAUGUAAAUGAAUUUACUGCUUGGUACAUCCUGGCUAAGUAACAGUGGAUAUCAUUGUAAGUUGAUUUGGUUUUUUUUAAAGGUGUGAAUUAUUCGUGAA
Helianthus annuus (common sunflower) is the source of this 1195-nucleotide messenger RNA. RefSeq names its product probable phospholipid hydroperoxide glutathione peroxidase. Gene Ontology annotation, biological process: response to oxidative stress. Gene Ontology annotation, molecular function: glutathione peroxidase activity. NCBI's taxonomy places the organism in Eukaryota, Viridiplantae, Streptophyta, Magnoliopsida, Asterales, Asteraceae. The record is from RefSeq and is a predicted model, not a curated record. The transcript has 6 exons. Bases 200 to 928 code for a protein of 242 amino acids.